Hippopotamus amphibius kiboko is the source of this 1521-nucleotide messenger RNA. Its product is annotated as nuclear autoantigen Sp-100-like. Lineage: Eukaryota; Metazoa; Chordata; Mammalia; Artiodactyla; Hippopotamidae. The transcript has 12 exons. Gene Ontology annotation, molecular function: DNA-binding transcription factor activity, RNA polymerase II-specific. The coding region runs from base 1 to 1308 and encodes 435 amino acids. The record is from RefSeq and is a predicted model, not a curated record. Gene Ontology annotation, cellular component: nucleus. Gene Ontology annotation, biological process: regulation of transcription by RNA polymerase II.
AUGGGAUGGUCCCAGGCCAGUCAGAGAGGCCGCGGAGUCUCAGGGCCACGUUCCCAGAAUCGAAUGGAACAGGUUGACCGUGGUUCCAUUGCCCAUGCUUUGGAGAUUAAGGCUGAGUCGGUCAUCAUGUUAGAAGGGAGAGCGCCCACUCCACCCCCCAGGACAGCCAAGGGGCUGUCUCUGGGUGAGUCCCAGAGCAGACUUCCUGCUCAGGGCUCAGGGCUCCGGCAGCCUCUUUGGACCGAGGCUGGGGAGACUGGAGAGGUCAGAGGCCAAGCUCAGGCCCAGGCCAGGCCGGGUGGGAAAGAUGGCUUGUGGGAGCAGAGAAGUCAGCACCAGGACUGUCAAGAUUCUUGUAGAAACCUGGUCCCUGUAUCAAGAGUGGUGUACAAUGUUCUCAGUGAGCUGGAGAAGACAUUUGAUCUGUCAUUUCUGGAAGCAUUGUUCAGCGAGGUCAACAUGCAGGAAUAUCCUGAUUUAAAUCACGUUUAUAAAAGCUUUGAAAAUGUGAUCCAGGAGAAAAUUAAUCACAAAGAAAGUCCUGGACAAGAGAGGCCUACUAUUCAACUACGCCUUGAGCAAGGAGCUCGUGGAAACUCAUUUCGAUUCCUGACUUGGUGUUGCAGAGAGUCCUUAUCUCACAAUGGUAUGACCCCACCUGAAAAUGGACCCUCAGAUCACCUCUGUGAAACAGAACAGAUAAAUGCAAUGAGGAAAGAUACAACCAGCAAUCAAAAUGAUGCAAUAGAAAGCCAACAAGCAAAUGAACAAUGUGCCCAAGAGUCUGAACCAGCAGGUACGACCCCACCUGAAAAUGGACCCUCAGAUCACCUCUGUGAAACAGAACAGAUAAAUGCAAUGAGGAAAGAUACAACCAGCAAUCAAAAUGAUGCAAUAGAAAGCCAACAAGCAAAUGAACAAUGUGCCCAAGAGUCUGAACCAGCAGUGAUCAGCAGCGAGGACUCCGCAGAAUCCAGUGGUGGAGACAAGUCCCCUGAACCCUCCACAUCAGCACUGAGAAGGGUGUCUGAACCCAUGAAUAUCAGAAUAUCAUCUAGAAAAAGGAACUGGAAAAGAGUGAUAUUAAGUGAAGACUCUUCAGAGUCCAGUGAGGAAAAGGAGCCCCGGGCAACCUGGAGCUCAGCACUGAGAAGCGGUCCUGAUAAGGAGGGUUCUUGGGAUAUUGAAAACAUAUCUAUUUGCAGCAUAAGCAAUAGGAAAAGAUGGAUCAGCAGUGAUGACUCUUCAGAAUUGAAUAACGAAGACGAGCCUCAGGAAACUCCUAGCCCUAAGAAAUGUGUCAGAUAAAGAAGACUAGGAUGCCAAGCCUUGGCCUGCAGGAUGUCAGGAAUGAAGAGCUACUGUUUCCUGAUGAAUUUUACUCUGAGAUCUUGAAGAGCUUGUAUCCUGUUAAUCCUGGAACUGAUUCAGCAUUUUAGAAAAUGGAAUGUCAGGAAAUUUGUGAACGCAUGUUUAAUAGGAUGAGUCCUAUUGACUAAAUGUAUGUAACUGUGUAUUGCU